Molecule: messenger RNA, 1962 nt
Organism: Chrysochloris asiatica (Cape golden mole)
Lineage: Eukaryota; Metazoa; Chordata; Mammalia; Afrosoricida; Chrysochloridae
Gene: BIN2
Product: bridging integrator 2
Exons: 13
Coding region: 1-1962 (653 amino acids)
Biological process (GO): phagocytosis, engulfment; podosome assembly; plasma membrane tubulation
Cellular component (GO): podosome; phagocytic cup; plasma membrane
Molecular function (GO): phospholipid binding; protein binding
Source: RefSeq, a predicted model, not a curated record
AUGGCCGAGGGCAAGGCUGGUGGCGGCGCUGCAGGCCUCUUCGCCAAGCAGAUGCAGAAGAAGUUCAGCAGGGCCCAGGAGAAGGUACUGCAAAAGUUGGGAAAAACUGUGGAAACCAAAGAUGAACGGUUUGAACAAAGUGCCAACAACUUCUACCAGCAACAGGCAGAAGGCCACAAGCUAUACAAGGACCUGAAGAACUUCCUUAGUGCAGUCAAAGUGAUGCAUGAAAGUUCAAAGAGAGUGUCGGAAACCCUGCAGGAGAUCUACAGCAGCGACUGGGAUGGUCAAGAGGAGCUUAAGGCCAUCAUAGGGAAUAAUGAUCUCCUUUGGGAAGACUAUGAAGAAAAAUUGGCUGACCAGGCUGUGAGAACCAUGGAAAAUUACAUAGCCCAGUUCAGUGACAUUAAGGAGAGAAUUGCCAAGCGGGGUAGAAAACUCGUGGACUAUGACAGUGCCCGGCACCACCUGGAGGCUGUGCAGAAUGCCAAGAAGAAAGAUGAGGCCAAGACAGCCAAGGCUGAGGAAGAAUUCAAUAAAGCCCAGGUUGUCUUUGAAGACCUGAACCAGGAACUAUUGGAGGAGCUGCCUAUUCUUUACAACAGUCGUAUUGGCUGUUACGUGACCAUCUUCCAAAACAUUUCCAACCUGAGGGAUGUUUUCUACAGAGAGAUGAGCAAGCUGAACCACAACUUGUAUGAGGUGAUGAGCAACCUGGAGAAGCAGCAUUCCAACAAAGUCUUUGUGGUGAAGGGACUAUCAAGCAACAGCAGACGCUCUUUAGUCAUCUCAGCUCCAGUUCGAACAUCUACAGCCUCCUCACCUACAAGUCCCUCUGUCACCUCACCUACUAGUUCCUCUGCACUUUCCUUGAAGAGUGAGGGGGAGUCUGGCUCAGCAGCUGAAGAAGACCUGGCACUUGAUCCAACCCAGGGAGAAGACACCCCUGAGAUCAAAGGAGAACCCUUAAAAGAUGAAGAAACAGAGGAACAAGAACCCAGCACCAGGGUCUCUGAGGAAGCAGAGCCUCUGCCAACCUGCAAUGGCCCAACCCAAACCCAGCCCUCUCCCACCAUUGAGGGUGAUGAGCUCCAGGAAGAAGUUUUCUCUUGCUCCCCAGCUCCAUCACCAGGCAGAGCCCUGAACCCUUCAGAGCAAACUUCAUCAUCUCUUCCAGAAGUAGUCCUCCGAACCCGCACCACAAGUGAAGGAUCUGAGCAACAAAAGAAAAGAGCCUCUCUCUCCAGGACCUCAGCACCCCCCAGUAGACCUCCUCCACCCAGAGCCAGUUCCAGGCUCUCCUCAGGGAACAUUCCUUCCAGCCCUCCAGCUUCUGAAGCAGAGUCACCCACCAGCCCCAGGGCCUUCUUAGGGGCUGAGACUCCUAGUCCUAGGGCCUCCAUACAGGCAUCUCCUGAUCCAGAGCCACCAGAGAAGCCAGAAAGAACUUCUGAGUUCAGAGAAAAGGAAACCACACACAAUCUGAACCUAGAAGAAGUUUGUUCUUCCCCAGCCUCCAUGAGCUCUCAGGUUUUUUCAGAGCCUAGUGAACCAAAGAAGAUUGAAGACAAGAAAGAAAACAACGAGCUUGCCUCUGCUGACUCCCCUGAGGACCAAGACCUUCAGCUUCAAGACUCUGGAGAGAGCAGCAUCCCAGAAUCUGAACCUCCAGAAGAGGGUCGUCAGCUUCUCCUGGCCUCAGCAAAUCUCUGGAUCCCGCCCCCGUGGAGUUCAAAAGCAAGCGCACAGCGGCGCCUGGGCCGUCCGACUGGAAAGGUGAGCACGCGGAGGAGGGCACCUGGUGAGGGAGGGAGGGCCAGGCGAGCCGGGACACCCGCAUUCACACUCCUCGUCACUUCGGCCACGCCAGGAACUGAAACCGAGAGUGGCCAGAGUCCCGCGCGCACCGGCUUCCCCUCCAAGCGCAGCGAGCUCGUCUGCUGCUGCUGCGGCUGCGGGUAA